Messenger RNA from Tuber aestivum (summer truffle), 5732 nucleotides. Lineage: Eukaryota; Fungi; Ascomycota; Pezizomycetes; Pezizales; Tuberaceae. The record is from the annotation of a GenBank genome assembly.
GAAUCCCAACCUCUCUUGCUCGGUUCGUCGCGCAAUUCCUUCCCUUCCUUAUCCCUCUUCCCUUCCCCUCUCGCGCCUACCAUACACGGCUCGCCCUGCGUUUCCUUUGCAUCAUUAACGACCGGGCCAUCUUGCAGCAAGGCGCAACCAGAAGGAAUUCCCCUUCACGAACGUCUUCUAGCUUCUCCCACCCGAGACACUCAAGUACAGUUACCUGGACUUGGGACUGGGAAAACGGGGAAAAUUAAACGGGAGAAACAGAAGUGCUAGAGAGGGGAGCAGCUUUGAAGGUUACAACCAUUGAACGACGACCAACGAGGAUACGACCCAAACGAAUUUACGACCAGACUCUUGCAAUUGACGGGACCAGUUGCAAUUGCUUUUAACGCUACUGAACGGGGAAUACUAUAAAAGUUUGGGACUCGAUUUUUCAUCCAAAAAAAAAGCAAGAUUUGACUGCCAAUUUUUUUACGAUUUGAAACGAAGAAAACGAACUAAAGCAGUGCAAUCCUCACCUUUUUCUUUUCUUUUUGCCCUGACAUCGUCUAAUAGCGAUUUCGUCCAAAAAAGCAUUUCCUCUCCUUUCUCUCCGGUUUUCACGCGUUCUUCGUCGGUGGCAUCCGUAACUCGGGCGGUACUGUACAAUACGAUUCCACUACAGUCUUCGGGACUACGAUUUUUUAUACCCAUCUGCGUUGCCUGGGUUUUUUCUUUUCCCGUUCGGCAUAUCAACUUUACCACGAUCACCCCCCAAAAGUUUAUUUUAUUUUAUUAUUUUUUAUUGUUCUAUCAAAAUACCCGUCCAUUCGAUUUUAUUUUAUUUUAUUUUUCGUUCGCCUCGCCCGUUGAUUCGUUUCUGCAUCACAGCUGCACUCAGCCGAGCGUUCUUGUCCUUUAACUGUCGCACAGCCCACCACCGAGCCACAGCUUCUUCCCAUUGCAUCCGUUGCUCGAAUCAUAUCUUCAACGUCUCGUCGGGCGUGAACAAAAUUUAAUUGACCUUCUCCCUUUGCUCUUCUGUGGAGUGAAGUAGAAUUGCUGGAGACGUUAGUGAAAGGCAUCGACAUCUGUUGGUUGAAAUACACACAGAAGCUGGUCCAUCUCUUCCCGACCUUAUUUCUAACACCCUCUCUCUCUUCAGAAUUCAUUGUAUCCGCCAUCAAAAGGCAGUCACACUGUACAAUAAGCAAGCUGGAGCUGCCUUCCCUUUCCUCAUCGGUUCAACCAAGAGCCACGCCGAUUGACGUCUAUCCGUGGCCGUACAAUCCAAACUACUCCAAGACUAUGCCCAGCGACAAGCCGCCACCUGCACUAUCAAUCCCGCAGUCGGCAAACAACGUUUCGAACAAUUCGUCUCCCCGUUCUUUGGGCACAUCGAUUUUGAAUUCUCAUUCCAGUACUACCCCCAACGGUUCUCUGAAAGUCAAGACACCUACGGGACCCAACGCCCCCACACCGCAAUCCAUUCAACACUCCCUCCCUAACCUAAACAUUCCUUCUCCCCAACAUAAUACCCAACCUUAUCACCCGUCGAACCCCGGGCCAGGCUCUCUUCACAGCUCUCAGUUCGCUUACAGUAGUGACCCUGGGUUCAUGAAUUCACAAAGUAACACCCCUUACGUCGGGUUGGACUUCAGUCAUCAUCACAAUCUCUCGCAAGGGCAACCUCCUACACCUCAGACGGCUACCUCUGGUAGUAACAUGUCGUUCCCUCCUCAACCACCAGUGCUGCAGCCUAGCUAUUCUCAACCCCAUCAUGGGUUCCCCCCCUUUUUCUCUAGCCAGAAUGGCGUCUCGUCACCGGCUGGGCAGCCAGGUGUAUCAGGCCCGAUGCCUGUCCAUGCUACACAGCAACUUCUACCAUUACCACAGAACUCUCAGAUGACGCCUAGUCCAUCGCCGCUUACAUCUGUCUCUCAGGGAGGCCCUCAGACGCCUUCAUCGGCUACAUCUGCUACGGGGUUCGGAAACCAACCCCCUUUUGACACCACUGGUCAACACGCUCCACCCGGGAUGAAACCCAGAGUGACAGCCACCUUGUGGGAGGACGAAGGAAGUUUGUGCUUCCAGGUUGAGGCUAAGGGUGUUUGUGUAGCGAGGAGAGAAGGUUUGUCAAUUCUUUAUCCUGGUAUUCAUAGUUAUGUUCUCGUUGUGUUCUUGGGCUAACAAGGAUGGAUGUGAUUUUUGUUUCUUCCAGACAAUCAUAUGAUUAAUGGAACGAAACUGCUGAAUGUUGCGGGAAUGACUCGUGGAAGGCGUGAUGGCAUCUUGAAGAGCGAGAAAGUUCGACAUGUGGUCAAGAUUGGACCGAUGCACCUCAAGGGAGUGUGGUGCGUCGCCGUUUCAUCUAGUCCUUAUCGACUAGUUUUUCUCACACGAGAGCUUAAGCUUACCUUGGUGCCUGCAGGAUACCGUUCGAUCGUGCAUUGGACUUCGCCAACAAGGAGAAGAUUACCGAGUUGUUGUACCCACUUUUCGUGCAUAACAUUGGUGCUCUGCUCUACCACCCCGCGAACACCAAUAGGACAAAUGCGGUGAUGGCAGCAGCGCACCGCAGGCAACAGGACAAUGCUGCCCUCCAGCAGCAGCAACAGAGCCAGAUGCAGAGGAGGAAUACAUCUGAGCUGGUUCCGUCGUCACAGCCCCCUAUGCACCACCACCAUGCGAUGCAACACCCCAUGCAUACAUCGCUCCCGCCUCACACUAAUUUGGCACCUCAUCCCCCGCAGAAUCAACUUCAAAGGCCGGGGUUGGAGCGGAGCAUUUCAUUCCCGACACCGCCUUCAAGUGCGUCUAGUGUUAUGGGCGUUGGUAACUCUGAAAGCCCAACUUUCUGGAAUGGAAAUAUGGUCUCCUCAGUUGGAGGCACCGGUGGCCAGUCCUCGGGUAUCGACACUGUGAUGAAUAGUGCUCGUUCAAUGCCGACUACGCCGGCAACCACGCCUCCUGGCGGUACACUGCAACAAUUGCAACAAUAUCCGCCGGCACCACCUCUAUAUUCGUCAAACCCAUCUGCUAUGCCUCAACAUAGCAUUGCACAACAGAAUAUGCAGAGAUUUGGGCAGCCUUUGGCCCAGCCUCCUCAAUAUAUGAACCAAAGGCAGGAGCCUAGCCCUAUGGGCCCACCCUCGUCGCGUGGACCGCCUGCCCCACUUUCAAGGCCUUCUUCCAGACAAAAUACCGCUGAUGACACGCAUCCAAAGGAAGAGAACGUGGAGGAGCAAACCGGGUUGGCUGCUGAGGGAGAAGAGCAUGAAGACCAUGGGGAGGAGGAGGCUGAGCAUGAGCCUGAACAUGAAGAAGAAUAUACACACGAUCCCAAUUAUGCAAAUGGUCACCGCACUGGUAAUUACUAUCCUUCCAUGCAGGGUGACCAUGCUCCCCAUUUGUCUCCAGAGAUGACGGGCUCACCAAAUCAUGGCGGUCAAGGUCCUUCAACCCCUGCGCGAUCGACAUAUACUGGGUCAAGCGUCUCUGUUCCGAGGACCGUCGAUGGCGGGUCCGGUGCUACGCCACGGACAACCAACACAUCUCAACAAUGGGUUCAGGGUGGAUACAGCACUCCGCCCAGGGCAAACUCUACUAAUGGGAACACAAUUCGCCAACCACCGACACGGAACCCUUACCAAUUGGUAAAUGGUGGCCAGGAAGCUGCGGCUGAUCACAACGGACCCAAUGGAACCGGGGCUCCAGACAACGGAUAUCAGGGUCAGCCGGGGAUGGGUGUCUCUAUGCCUGCCCAAGGUACGCCGCAGACCUUUGCUGUUAAUGGAGCGUCUACUCCUGGAUCGAAUAAACGUAUCCGGGAGAUGGACGAUGAAGAUGAACAUGGAUCUCGUCCUUCGAGUAGGGGGCAUGAUGAGAGAUCGGGUGGUGAUUCGGAGGGCGGGAUUAGCGGUCUCAAAAGACGCAAGACAAUGCGGGAGGGUUCGACGCCCACUGUUGGGGGAAUCAACUCGAGUACGUUCGAUAGGAAUGCGGACGGCCGCCUUAAUCGCACACGAUCGGCCAUUGGCACUACCCGAGGACGGCGGUAGUUUAUUUAUAGACUUUUCACUGGGUUUUUCUUUCCUAUUUUUCACUUCUUCCACCUCUCGAAAUCUCCAAAAGCAUUUUUCGCUGGGUUACAUUGAAUUUUGUUUUCCUGGAGUUGAGUGUAAUCCUUUUUCUACUUGAUUUAUUUCUGAUUCCCUCACUAUUGUUUCCUUUAUUUUCCUUACCGUACUUUCUAUUCUCUGUGAAUCACGAACAGGUUACUGUGAUCCGAUGGGCCGGCUAUACUCGGUGGUUUUAUUCCCUUUUUGCCUCUUAUAUCCUCUUAUCUCUUCAUUCUCAUAUUUUCAUUAUGUUCUUUCUUCGUCUCCAAAAAAAGAUAUGAAGUAACGCAGCGAAGCCCGUUUUUUUUUCCUGUUGCCACAUUUUGUUUGAACCAAGUCCAUCUUGUUGCAAUCUCUAGGUGUUCCGCCUGUUUUUUUCCCCACGUUUUUCUCCUUUUGCUCUAUAGCUUUUUUUUCUUUUUCGCCUUUGUCUUUUAUUAAAAGACCCCACCAUUUUUUUUUUUAACGAAUAUUUAUAUGAAUGACCUUUUUUACCAUUACCAUAUUAUCCCGUUCCGUUCCGUUCGUUCUCGUCUCGUCCGUCUCGUCUCGUCCGUCCGUUCUCGUGGGGCCAAGAUUAGUGUGGGUGGAGUCGGAGGGUGGAAGGAAAGCAGGCCAUGAGAAGCAAGGCGGGCAGACUUGCAGUCGAGGAAGUCCAAAAUCUGUUUUAUUUACCUUUUUUUCCUUCGUUUUUUUGUUCAUGUUUAUUUUAUUGCCGUUCACGACGAUUAUGACCUAUUUUCUUGCUUUUUAUUUUUAUAUAUAUAUUUUUUUACACCGCGGGAGGAGCAAGGCGGUUUGGUUUGGUUUGGUUGGGAUGGGUAAAAAAAAAGAUUUGGUUCGGUUUGGGUUUCGUUGCAUUGUGUCUGGACUGGGAAGGAUGGAGAGAGGUAGUCUCUAUUGUUUGACUACCUCUGCCUACGACAUCAUACGCUUGAAUGACCUACCCAUUCUUUCUGUCUGGACUGCUCUGCAAUGGGGUGCUGGUGGUUGUGCUAUGGUAGACGAAAUGGUUAUUCUUGCAGGCUUGGUAGCUUGAUUUCUGCACGCGCAUUUUAUAGCAUAUCGUACCUUGCGUCGCUUGGAUUGAAGGUACCUACUUUACUACAUGUUGCGUUGGUUUUUCCUUUUCGUGUCCUCAUCUCUGGAAAUCAAAGAUACCCCCCCCCUCUUCCCCCUUGCUUAUCAUACUUCCUUUUUUUUAACGCCCCUGACGAAUUCCCUUUCCCUUCGUUCUUGUUCUACUCCCUUCUAGCCAAAAGCACCCACCACCAGCGCUACCUUUUAGUGCUACUGCUGAAUGGUUGAUGAUUAAUGACCCAUGAUACCUUUCUAUCCUCUUAUUUUUUUUAUUUUACACUUUUUUUCUUGUUACAAAAAAGGAAAAAGGAAAAAGGAAAAAGGUAUUACGAAUUUGAUGAUGGUGAUGACAAUGAUGAUGUGGAGUUUGGAUGGAGUUUUUUUUGGGGGGUUUCUCAAGGAUCGGGCAGGCGGACUUGAGCAUUGAUGGAGGGGGGAUGUACAGUACAGUACAGUACAGUACAGUAUUCAGUACUGUAGCUAAAUUAUAUGGUGGUUAGCUAGGCACUUUGGCAGUUAGGUAGUUGAAAGAUAGAAACUAACAAAAGUAACAUU